Messenger RNA from Saccostrea echinata, 2181 nucleotides. RefSeq names its product FAD-dependent oxidoreductase domain-containing protein 1-like. The record is from RefSeq and is a predicted model, not a curated record. The transcript is spliced from 11 exons. The coding region runs from base 95 to 1621 and encodes 508 amino acids. Lineage: Eukaryota; Metazoa; Mollusca; Bivalvia; Ostreida; Ostreidae. Gene Ontology annotation, cellular component: cytoplasm. Gene Ontology annotation, molecular function: oxidoreductase activity.
CUACAUGAAAAACAAACCUGUGAAACGGCUUUUACUAGUUUAAGAAUUUAAUUUGGAUUUAUCUUUGCAAGCUAAAGCUUACAUAGAGAUUGUAAUGAGGAAUAUUCACAGAAACUUGUUGUCCUGUCACUUAUGCAGACAAUUCAGGUCACUCUCAGCACAGAAACGCCCCCCUGCAUCAGUAAUAGGGAUCAGAUCCCUUUCUGAUAUAAAGAAGGGAAAUGGUGGCAAUUCAUAUGAAGAUGAUUACAUUUAUGAUGAAGAGGGCAAUGAAAAAAUCCGACCUGGAGGGGGGAAACCAAGGGACCUGGGUAAAGUUCUCAAAGAUUCCAUAUCCCGGGUCCUCUCCUCAAAGCAGGACAUCCCGAGGACGACCAAUGUGGCUAUUGUAGGGGGAGGCUUGGUAGGGUCUGCGGCAGCUUUCUUCACUGCCCACAAGCAAAAGAAGCACGAACAUGAUAUUGUUGUCAUAGAAAAAGAUCCCAUGUACACAAGAGCUUCAUCUUCACUAUCUGCUGGAGGAAUAAGGCACCAGUUUAGUGUACCAGAAAAUGUCCAGAUGUCCAUGUUUACCACAGACUUUCUCAGAAACAUUAAAUAUUUUUUAGGAGAGUUAGAUGAGCCCCCUCCUGAUGUGCAGUUUAAUCACCAUGGUUACUUGUUCUUGGCACCUCGGGAAAAAUCUGCAAAAUUGGCUGAACUCGUAAAAAUGCAAAAGUAUCUAGGUGCAGAGGUUGAGCUCUUUUCAGCAGACAUGCUCAGAGAAAGAUUUCCAUGGUUGAAUCUUGAUGGAAUAGAAGUUGGUUCUCUAGGUUUACAUGGAGAAGGGUGGUUUGACCCCCAUUCUCUCCUAGCUGCUCUGAAAAGAAAGAAUUUAAGCCUCGGAGUCCAGUAUGUUGAUGCUGAGGUUGUGGGAUUUACCAAGAAGUACGAUAAAAAGGGAACCUCAGAUCGCUACAUGUUAGCCUCUGUCAUUUCAAAAGAUGCAGAUGGAGCAUUGUAUGAGACAACCUGUGGUCAGGUGGUAAACUGUGGUGGUCCUUGGGCAGCAGAAAUAGCAGAGAUGGCAGGAGUGGGUACAGAACCUGGGCUUCUGUCCAUCCCCUUACCUGUACAACCAAGGAAGAGGUUUGUUUAUGUCUUUCACUGUCCUAAUGGCCCUGGUAUAAGUACACCCCUUACUGUGGACACUACGGGGACUUACUUCAGGAGGGAGGGACUCGGAGGCAUGUAUAUAUGUGGGGCAUCUCCAGAAUCAGAGGAAGAGGAACCAUCGAUUGAUAAUAUGGAUGUUGAUUAUGAUUUCUUCAAUGAAAAAAUAUGGCCUAGAUUAGCUCACAGAGUUCCAGCAUUUGAAAAUAUCAAGUUAAAAAGUGCUUGGGCAGGUUUCUAUGACUACAACAUCUGGGACCAAAAUUUGAUUAUUGGACAACAUCCAAUGAUACCAAACUUUUAUUUUGCAAAUGGAAUGAGUGGACAUGGUCUUCAGCAGUCAAUCUGUAUUGGAAAUGCCAUCAGUGAAAUGCUGCUGCGCAGGAAGUACAAAUCAGUGGACUUAAGCAGAUUCUCAUUUGAAAGGAUAAUUGAUGGAGAGAAAGUGUGUGAGGAUUUUAUUGUGUGAUUUCUCAGAAAAUCAGUAGCUUUGUUGUGAUCAAAUUUUACAGAUUUCAUACUAGUCCUUUAUCAGGAAUAUUCAGACUGGUCAUAUAGGCAAAUAAAAAAAAUAAUGCAUGUAUUUAGAUUCUCAGGCACAGCCUUUUUCUGCUGAAAGAAAUAUUGAAAGGAAGAUAACUCAACUUUGUAUUUGAAUUGAAUUAUUCCCCUUUUCAUUGUAAAGUUAAAGGAAAAGAAAGAUAACUCUUGCAGUAAAACCCCAUGCCUGUUGCAAAGUUUUUUUUCCUUGUCUUAUCAUCACUUUUUGUUGACAUGCAAGUUUAUAGUCUUUAUACAAAUUGUUUGUCAGGGAUAUGCGUACUUGUCCUCAAUGUUUUGUGCUUCCCAGCAAGAUUUAUAACUUCUGUACAUGAAUAAAAAUUACUUAAUGAUGCAUAAUGUAACUAGUAAAAGAAUUUAGUUAUAGAAGGUUCAUGGUUUUAAUAUCAAUAUAUUUCUUUAAGGGACACAUUGAAUUGUGUUUAUGAUUUAUCAAUUUUAAGAGUUUUGUUUUCUUUGUUUGUUAAA